Molecule: messenger RNA, 5248 nt
Organism: Lepisosteus oculatus (spotted gar)
Lineage: Eukaryota; Metazoa; Chordata; Actinopteri; Semionotiformes; Lepisosteidae
Gene: usp12a
Product: ubiquitin specific peptidase 12a
Biological process (GO): protein deubiquitination
Cellular component (GO): cytosol; nucleus
Molecular function (GO): cysteine-type deubiquitinase activity
Source: RefSeq, a predicted model, not a curated record
GGCUUCGUUGCUCACCGUUAAUUAAUCGAUUUGUAAACAAGCACAACACUCUUUGGGACGUGUAACUGCCUAAAGGGGAGGUCUGUGUAAAUCACCUGAGAUGGAAAAUACCAAACACCCUGCCAUUCUCGAGGACUACUGAGGGAGGGGUGAUCCUGACGUCGUGGGAUCAGUUGAUUGACUGAACCGAUCAGAACGGACGCCGUCUUCCAGGUCUGUCCAAGCAGGCGCCUUCCCCUGGACCUGCUCGAUGGUAGCACGGCCGGGACACGAUGGAAAUCAGCCUCUUGCGGCGCUGAAGCAUGAGUCUUAAGCCCCGGAACAGAAGAUUCACACCCCCACCCCCCCAUGACCCGCCCGGCGCCUUGCCCAUCUCCGCCUUGCCCUAACUGCCUGCAUCGCCGAGAUUUCAUGCCAAGGGCACGGACCUGUUGCGGGAAAUAACGUUGUAUUUAUCCCAUGCCGCUUCUGGGCACCCGUUUCGAAGCGGCCGACCUGAGCGCGGAGAGAGGCCGUCGGCUCUAGGACCUGCCCGUCCGCAGGGCGCCCGCUUCUGCAGCACGGUCGCCCUCACUCCCUGCGCACUGUGAUUGGGUGGAAGAUGGCGCUGGGCGGAUGGAAAUCCUAAUGACAGUUUCCAAAAUCGCCUCCAUUUGUACCAUGGGCGCCAAUGCCUCUGCUUUGGAAAAAGAGAUUGGCCCAGAGCAGUUCCCCGUCAACGAGCACUACUUCGGCUUAGUCAACUUCGGGAACACGUGCUACUGCAACUCUGUCCUGCAAGCGCUCUAUUUCUGCCGGCCGUUCCGGGAGAAGGUCCUGGCGUACAAGAGCCAGCCCCGUCGGAAGGAGAGUCUGCUGACCUGCCUGGCCGACCUCUUCCACAGCAUCGCCACCCAGAAGAAGAAAGUGGGGGUCAUCCCCCCGAAGAAGUUCAUCACCCGGCUGCGCAAGGAGAACGAGCUUUUUGAUAACUACAUGCAGCAGGAUGCCCACGAGUUCCUCAACUACCUGCUGAACACCAUCGCGGACCUGCUGCAGGAUGAGAGGAAGCAGGAGAAGCAGAACGGCCGCCUGCCCAACGGCACCCUGGACGCGCAGAACAACAACGCCCCGCCCCAGCCCACCUGGGUGCACGAGAUCUUCCAGGGCACGCUCACCAACGAGACGCGCUGCCUCACCUGCGAGACUAUCAGCAGUAAGGAUGAAGAUUUUUUAGACCUCUCUGUGGAUGUAGAGCAAAACACAUCAAUCACUCAUUGCUUAAGGGGCUUCAGUAACACGGAGACCCUGUGCAGCGAGUACAAAUACUACUGUGAGGAGUGCCGCAGCAAACAGGAGGCGCACAAGAGGAUGAAGGUGAAGAAGCUGCCCAUGAUCCUGGCUCUGCACCUGAAGAGGUUCAAGUACAUGGACCAGCUGCACCGCUACACCAAGCUGUCCUACCGCGUGGUGUUCCCCCUGGAGCUGCGGCUCUUCAACACCUCCGGCGACGCCACCAACCCCGAGCGGCUCUACGACCUGGUGGCGGUGGUGGUGCACUGCGGCAGCGGCCCCAACCGAGGACAUUAUAUCGCAAUUGUGAAAAGUCACGAUUUCUGGUUGCUGUUCGACGAUGAUAUUGUGGAGAAGAUCGACGCUCAGGCCAUCGAGGAGUUCUACGGGCUCACCUCGGAGAUCUCCAAGAACUCGGAGUCGGGGUACAUCCUGUUCUACCAGUCGCGGGACUGAGGGGAGCCGGACCGGGACCUCCCCAGCUGCGCGGGGGCUUUGUGGGCGCCCUGUGCAGAGUGUGGCAUUGGCACAGGGGGUGGGCGGGCCCAGGCUGGGGCUGCAGGGCACCUCCCGGUGGCUAACACUCUGACACACAGGAUCCUAGGGUUACUUGCUCAGGUAUUGCGGCCUCUGGCAGAGCUCCAACUUGACUGUGCAUUGGCUCAGAACACACACACGCACACCUGCAGACCGACGCAGUCAUGCAGAGCACGUCACUUUCCUCUCCGGAGCCUAUUUCUGAAUUUCCUGACACCUCCUGGUCGUGCUUAUUUUUAUGUGGGCAUUUUGUUUUUGGAAGGAGAGAGAAACAUUCAGGUUGUGCGAAGGGGAGCGAAGGUGUCAUCUUUUUUUUCUACAUUUGGGACUCUUGUAAAGAUUGCUCAUCUUGUUAUAAUAUAGGAACAUCAGUGUCUGAGGACGCUGCUGCAGUGAUCUUGUGUUGUUCGAACAAAUCAGUUCCUGGUGUUGGGUCGUUAAUGUCGUUAGUACUGCAUGCUAGGGAGUGAGCUGUGAGGAACCCAUUUUGUCGAUUUCAGUCGAAGUAGAAUUCCAAUUCUAUCUUUUACAUGGCUAUGUUUGAGAACGCUUAGCCAUCAGUCGUCUUUUUCUGUUUUGUUUUUAAUUUUUCACUUAAGCGAAAUGGGUUUAUAGAGGAGGCAUCCCAUCUCAGUUUCUAUUAAUGAGUGGUAGCAGACGAAGAUCUGUCAUUAUGAUGGUGAGAGAGUGAUGACCUGGGUCGUCUUUUGCAUUUGAAGGGUAUUUUCUAUUGCUCCACGGGGCAUUUCUGGGGCAAAGAUUGAAUUGAUUUCACUGGACACGUGUGUUCGCUCUGAUCUGAAAGAGUGUCUUCAGUUCUCUGUUCUUAGGGGCAGGGUGUGUGCGAUUCCCUGUGGCCCCAUACACCUUGGGCUCGGGGUAUUUCUUUUUCUCCUCUUUUGAUUCUGAAAAGAGUGUGGGAGGAUAGGUGAUGCAUUUCGGUUGUCUGGCAGAGAUGAUAAAGAUGCAGGGAGGAGGAGGGGAGUGGUAUCGGUCACUUUCAAGUGCAAGAACAGAGAGAUCAGCCCCUCCGGGUGCUAUCUGUGCAGGACCCUCUUGUGAAAUUCCGGCCCAUGUGUCGGGAGCGCUGGUCUCCGAAUGUAGGCAGAAUGGCUGUGAUGCACAGCUCUGGCUCCGCUCUGUUGUUCCCUCUUACUGUCCUGCCUGGACUGUUAUCAUUGCACCCCUCAUCCGCGGCCACUGUUUCCACGACUCCUGGACAAUCAUGGGAAAAUGAGCAAAAUGAAUGGGAAAUCUAACCAGGCCAGUGAACACUGUUGACCUUUGUGCACUGAACCCACUGCCAAAUGUGUUGCAAGUUUAAAAAAAAAAAAACACAAAACAGGCCAAAUGUGCUAAAAUGCCCUGGACAAAGCCAUGACUUGAGCAGCUGUGAAAAUCCUGCCAGGGACAGUCAAAAAUGUCUGUGGCGCGGACUCCGGUGCAGGUCUUUCUCCCAGACAGCUGUUUCAUUGGUUUAGCUUACAGGUGCACAACUCAAGUCCUCCAGGGCCAGAAUCCAACAGGUUCUGUAGAUCUCUUUUAAUUAGCAACAGUACAGCAAAAUGUCCGUUUGUCCGUUAGUGCUGGAAUGACCAGCUUGGUUAGGUGACGCAGAGUUAGAAUAAGAACCCUGUGCCCCUCCAGGUCUGGAGUCGUACACGACUGAUCUAGGCAGUGAAGUGUUGGCUAAUGGGGCUGGAGGUAUGGCGGUAGAAGAGUCCUGCAGUGGAGUGGAUAGUAAGGUCUGGUGUUGAACUCGCAUGGCUGUACAGGGUUACGAAAUGCCUCUGUAACGUUUUGCCAAAAGAGGACUCAAGGAAACUGCUCAGGGACGAGCAGUGAAGUGCGGCCUUUAUUUGGCAUUUCUGUUCUUCUGCAGUCAGCCUUUCCAGGCUGUACUGGAGAUACCCGUCUGUUGUGGUUUUCUGUCGGUUGAUUUUUGGAGGAAGGUUUCGUGCUCCACACCUCUCUUCUACAGCACGCUGAGGGUCCCACCCCUGACCUGCCCGUUACCUUCCAGGGUCAAGGGCCAUCAGCAGAAUGGGAGCUGAUCAGAAUGUAUGUGUAGCAGGUUUGGUCUUGUACUGGUUCACCUCUUUGUCCAGCCACCGAGAGGACAAGUUCUUUUUUUUAUUUUGUUACUCCUGCCCGGGUAGGCUUCCCCCUAUAGGUGUGGAAGUGUUUACUGCAGAUCUCUUAACACUAACUUGUAUUCUCUGAUCUGAAGUUCACAGUUGCUUGGGCAACUACUGACUGCUAGGGCAUUAUCCUUACCAGAUUCUUGUGAACAGACACUAACUCUAGGUCUGGAUAAUCAAAUCAUGCUGGGAAACCCGAGUCUCCAGUGCUUUGUGUGCAUUUUUUUAAUCCUUUUUCAGGUUUUUGUAAGCUGACAGCAGGCUCUGUAUACUUCAUGUUUAUGAUCUUGCACGGGGUGAAAUUGCACAGACAGAUGUCCAGAGGUAAAAUAAUAUUAAGUCUGUUGCUCUAAUUCAGAUGUUGCAUUUCUGUAAGAGCCAGUUUCUCAUUAAACUUGCCUUACAGUGGGAUUCUUGUCCAUUUCCCCGUGAACCACAAAAUGGAUGUACUUUGUCACAACCAGCUUCUUUUAAUCAUUUAAUUAAAUCAGCCAGUGCGAUUAAUUAAAGUAAUUGCAGAGGUCUGUUCUGGGCUCUGCUGCUUUGAGUUGACGAUUGUGUGAUUUCAAGUGGCCUGGCUUCAGGAUAUCCUGUGUCUGUUAUUGUUAUAUUUUUUUAAAAUUGCCGUAAGUGAGUCUUAAUAAUUAAUAAUGCCCUGAGUGGAGGUGGAGUGCUACAUUUCCUUUUUCAUUUUGGUUGCCAAACUCCAGUGCGCCAGCAGUUAAUCUAUAAACAACCAUCAUCUGUGAUGAAUCUUAGUGGAGAGUGUUGCGCUGUUUUGUGGGUGAGAGGGUGUCACACUUGGGUUUGAGGUUGUUGAUGCUUAUUUAAAGUGAAUUACUGUGCCACUGAGAGAAUUUGUUAGGUGUUGGAUUUUCUUUACCUUUGCUGUGACCUUUCCCUGAACUUUGACCUCUGCAUAUCCCCCCCCUGAUUGGUCACUCAGUCUGAGCUGGGUAGCUUGAUUGGCUGUUGAUGAGGGAACAAGAUUUUCAGCUUGUUGUGUAUUCUGUAUAUGUUUGUUUUGGGUGGGGGGCACAUGUCCCUAAUUUUGUAAAUCUGGGUUACGUAUUUCUACAAGAGAUAAUGUAUGUUAUUUGUUAACAUACCAGAUGUAUAAAUCUUAAAAAUAUUAAAUAUUAAUAAAGACAAUAAAAUGUAAUCUAAAUUAUACAAUGUUGCACUUUUGAUACAGAUUUAUAGGUGUUGGCGGGCGUAUUUAAGGGUUUGCUUGAGACAGCCUGUUGUGAAAUGAUCAUUUUCUGUUAUAAAGAAAAAUAAAAAUACAGUACAGGCAA